AUGGAACAAUCAGGAGAGCUGCUCACAGCAGCACACGAAAUAUACGCCCGAAUGGGAGGUUCUUCGGCAGAUGCUGCUACGCGCCCGCCCGCCUACAAAGCCAUUGGUAUUUCCUUGGCUGUCGCUUCCGGCGCAUUCAUCGGCUGCUCCUUCGUCAUCAAGAAGGUCGGUCUGCUAAAGGCCAACGAAAAGUACAACGAAGCUCCCGGUGAGGGUUAUGGCUAUCUGAAGAAUGCCUGGUGGUGGACUGGUAUGAUUCUCAUGAUUGUGGGAGAAAUCUGCAACUUUGUCGCAUACGCCUUCACCGAUGCCAUUCUCGUCACCCCGCUGGGCGCCUUGUCCGUCGUCCUGACUGCUAUCCUCUCGGCCAUCUUCUUAAAGGAACGCUUGAGCAUGGUUGGAAAAGUGGCUUGCUUCCUCUGCAUUGUCGGAUCCGUCGUCAUUGUCAUGAACGCGCCCGAGAACUCGGCCGUCGCCAAUAUCCAGCAGAUGCAAAGCUACGUUAUUCACCCCGCAUUCUUGUCCUACGCCGGAGUCAUCAUCGUUGGCUCCAUCGCAACAGCUCUAUACGCUGGCCCGAGGUGGGGCAAGAAGAACAUGUUGGUCUACAUCUCCAUCUGCAGUUGGAUCGGAGGCUUGAGUGUCGUCGCAACUCAGGGCCUGGGAGCCGCCAUCGUAGCUCAGGCUGGCGGUCAGUCCCAGUUCAACCAGUGGUUUCUCUACGUCCUGCUUGUUUUUGUCAUUGCGACGCUUUUGACUGAGAUUAUCUAUCUCAACAAAGCACUUAAUCUUUUCAACGCAGCUCUCGUCACUCCGACCUACUACGUUUAUUUCACCAGUACCACAAUCAUCACCUCCGCUGUGCUUUUCAGGGGCUUCAAGGGAACACCCACGGCCAUCGUCACAGUUGUCAACGGCUUUUUGACCAUCUGCUCUGGUGUCGUGCUUCUUCAACUAUCGAAAUCGGCCAAAGAUGUUCCCGACACGGCAGUUUUCACCGGUGACCUCAACCAGAUUCACACAAUCGCUGAGCAGGAGCAGCCCGAGACCGAACCCAAAGCCGACGCCAUCCGCGGAGCCGCUGCCAUUGUGCGUCGCUUGUCCUCCGCCAGACAGAAGAUGGAAGAGGAUGAGUUCAAGCGAUUGCACGAAGAGAAGAUGCGCGAGUCUUUGGAGCCUGUCAGCGAGGAUGGCCAGCCGAUGUACGAGUGGGACGGCAUCAGAAGACGUCGAACCAUGACCGUGGGCAGCCGAAGCACCCGAGGAACUAUCAUUUCGCCGUACCCGAUUCCCCAUUCCGGCGUUCCGUCCGGCGUACCUUCCGGCAUCCCCCGCACGCCCACGAUCGUUCCAAGCUCUCCGCAGGCUCAUCCACCUCUCGGCAUGUCCCAUUUCCCAACCGAAGAAGAGUUGUCUGAACGGGAUCGACCCACGUCUCCGGGCAUGCUUUCGAGUAUUGCUGGUACAAUCCGAGAGCGAGCGAGGAGUGUUCUGUCAACAAACCAGCCACACAUUUCCCAAGAUCCGAAAGUGCAAAGCCCGAUGCAUCCUGUUCCUCUGACGGAGAUUGCAGUCGCCACGCUCAAGUCGGACGACGACCAGUCGCCGUACUACGGCAGGAGCAGGGAGCAUGUUUACGGACUUCCAGUGGCUCAGCAUGGUGAUAUGGAAUACUCCGGCGCCGCAGGUGUCUACGAUCAACGGGCAGUAUCGCAAGGAAGCGGCUUCAGCGGCACUAGCACUCACCUGGCGCCAACCCCGCCGCCGCACUCUGCGAAGAGACAGUUCUCAUUUACCAACGUUUUCAAGAGGCAUCAUAACGACGCGGCGUCGCCAGCGCACCACGAAGAUGACCCUCAUCUUCGUCCGCACAGUCGGUACGGUCUGGGGUCGCGAGGGUACUCCAGCCCGCAGGUUAAGAAUGCCACUGAAGAGGAGCGACUUGGCCUUGUGAAGGGGGAUUCUCACUCGAUGCCUGUUCUUCAGCGCUAUGACGAUGACGACGAGGACGAUGCCUACAUAGACGAGGACAAGGUGCGGGCCAUCGACUCCAGCCCACCGCAGGCGUCCAGGUAUGGCCGGGGUAUCACGACGCCGCCAAGGAGAGGCAGUGAUCCAAGGGAGGCAGAUUACGAGUCGGAAGCGCCGACACCUCCACCUCACCGGUCACAGCCCGGUGGGGGUGGUGGUCGAUUCUUAUAA
Messenger RNA from Colletotrichum karsti, 2202 nucleotides. RefSeq names its product duf803 domain membrane protein. Gene Ontology annotation, cellular component: membrane. The record is from RefSeq and is a predicted model, not a curated record. Bases 1 to 2202 code for a protein of 733 amino acids. The transcript has 2 exons. Lineage: Eukaryota; Fungi; Ascomycota; Sordariomycetes; Glomerellales; Glomerellaceae. Gene Ontology annotation, biological process: magnesium ion transport. Gene Ontology annotation, molecular function: magnesium ion transmembrane transporter activity.